GUGUGACAGUGGGCAGAGUGGUGGAUCUGCACAAGAGAAUCAUCGGAGGUGUACCAUGUGGUCCUACUGACCGUCCGUACCAUGUGAAGCUGAGACCAUAUGAAGGGACAGUUAAAUCCCUGUGUGGUGGAACUCUGAUGGAUAACCAGUGGAUUCUGACUGCAGCUCACUGUGUGGAGCCGGGGAGCACGACAAGGGUGACAGCAUUUCUAGGUUUGAAUGGAAAUGGCGAAACAAACCCAGUUGAUAUCGAUAUGAACUCUAUUGAAAGACAUAAAGACAACCAUGACAUGGCGCUGAUCAAGUUAACUAAGCCUGUGACGGUUAUUAAACCUGUUCCACUUCCUGACUGUAGCAAACCUCUCAAAAAAGGUGACACAGUUCAGAUUGCAGGUCACGGACCCACAGAGCAAACCCUAAAAGGUUCAAAACUAGUAUACGGCACUGUGUCACCAACUCUCCAAUGUGCGGAGACCUACGUGAUCCAGCAGUGUCCGGCCGCAAGCUGUACAUCUAAAUAUGCCUAUCACUUUGAUCCUAAACAAAUGCUCUGUUUCCAAAGAGCUUUAGUGGAUAUAACAGGCGGGGACUCUGGUGGAGGAGUGAUGGUCAAUGACGUGAUCUACGGUGUGCAAGUACUAAGCGCUGAGAAGGCUUGUAAAUCCCCAUCAUUUGCAAUGGACGUCUGUAAAUACAAAAAAUGGAUCGAAGGGGUUACCGGUCUUAUCUUUCCAUGAGAAGUUUCAAUUGAAUGAGAGGUCCUGUAAUUGAACAGACCUUCACACGUAUUAAAACAUUCUGAUUGACUCUAAAUUGGCUGAUGAUACAUUUACAAUUGGUUGGUUUCCAUUAAAUAUUCAACUCUUAUUAGAAAAGCUCUUUAAGAUCAUUUUAGCGUAUGAGUUAUAAAUGUUAUUUUGAACACUCCUGCCAGCAAACUUUUGUUACGAGAGAAAUAAGAUCUAUAUUUUCCCCCUUUUUUUAUUUCAAUUUGGAACUCAAUUGUAAAAAUAUAACCCUUUUCAAUAGAAAUUGAAUAAUAUGAUACAGAUUGUAUUUUAAAAACAACAAAUGGCCAAAUAUAUAGUAUAAUAAUAUAGUCUGUGUUUCUUCUGAACAUGCUGAUCUCAUUCUCUGUUGAGCUCAAUCUGAAGUAAUGCAUGUAAUUCUUGUUUCCCUCAAAAUCAACUUCUUGUUUAAUGUUGUCAUUUAAAAUAAAAGAAAGAGUCUAAAUCAA
Molecule: messenger RNA, 1237 nt
Organism: Notothenia coriiceps (black rockcod)
Lineage: Eukaryota; Metazoa; Chordata; Actinopteri; Perciformes; Nototheniidae
Product: trypsin-7-like
Exons: 5
Biological process (GO): proteolysis
Molecular function (GO): serine-type endopeptidase activity
Source: RefSeq, a predicted model, not a curated record